CAGAACCACAAGUUGGGUACCCUGGCAGUGUCAGAAGUCUGAGCCCGCCCGGCAUAGUGGUCAUUAGACAGGACGAAUCACACUGAAUGCAAAACCACAGGGUUUCACAGCGUGGUUCAAGAAAUUCUUGAAAUCCCCGCCUUCCGAAGAGGGUACAUUUGCUGAAGGAAGCAAUGGCUUCAGACAGCAUAUUUGAGUCAUUUCCUUCGUAUUCUCCAUGCUUCAUGAGAGAUGCCAGCACGAGCCGCCGCUUCACGCCGCCUUCCACCGCGCUGAGCCCGGGCAAGAUGAGCGAGCCGCUACCGCUGGGCGCCCCGGACGCCGGCGCCGCCCUGGCCGGCAAACUGAGGAGCGGCGACCGCACCAUGGUGGAGGUGCUGGCCGACCACCCCGGCGAGCUGGUGCGCACCGACAGCCCCAACUUCCUCUGCUCCGUGCUGCCCACGCACUGGCGCUGCAACAAGACCCUGCCCAUCGCCUUCAAGGUGGUGGCGCUGGGGGACGUUCCAGAUGGCACGCUGGUCACGGUGAUGGCAGGCAAUGAUGAAAACUACUCGGCCGAGCUGAGAAAUGCUACUGCGGCCAUGAAGAACCAAGUCGCAAGAUUCAAUGACCUCAGGUUUGUGGGUCGGAGCGGAAGAGGGAAGAGCUUCACUCUGACCAUCACCGUCUUCACAAACCCACCACAAGUCGCCACCUACCACAGAGCUAUCAAAAUCACCGUGGAUGGUCCCCGGGAACCCCGAAGACAUCGGCAGAAACUAGAUGAUCAGACCAAGCCCGGGAGCUUGUCCUUUUCUGAGCGGCUCAGUGAACUGGAGCAGCUGAGGCGCACGGCCAUGAGGGUCAGCCCGCACCACCCCGCCCCCACGCCCAACCCUCGCGCCUCCUUGAACCACACCACUGCCUUUAACCCCCAGCCUCAGAGUCAGCUACAGGACACCAGGCAGAUCCAGCCAUCCCCACCAUGGUCCUACGAUCAGUCCUACCAGUACCUGGGAUCCAUCGCCCCUCCUUCCGUGCACCCAGCAACGCCCAUUUCACCAGGACGUGCCAGCGGCAUGACGAGCCUCUCUGCAGAACUCUCCAGUCGACUCUCAUCCGCCGCGCCGGACCUGACGGCCUUCGGAGACCCGCGCCAGUUCCCCGCGCUGCCCUCCAUCUCGGACCCGCGCAUGCACUACCCGGGCGCCUUCACCUACUCGCCCACGCCGGUGACGUCGGGCAUCGGCAUCGGCAUGUCGGCCAUGAGCUCGGCCUCGCGCUACCACACGUACCUGCCGCCGCCCUACCCCGGGUCGUCGCAGGCGCAGGGCGGCCCGUUCCCCGCGGGCUCGCCGCCCUACCACCUCUACUACGGCGCCUCGGCCGGCUCCUACCAGUUCUCGGUGGUGGGCGGCGAGCGCUCGCCGCCGCGCAUCCUGCCGCCCUGCACCAACGCGUCCACCGGCGCGGCGCUGCUCAACCCCAGCCUCCCGAACCAGAGCGACGUGGUGGAAGCCGAGGGCAGCCACAGCAACUCGCCCACCAACAUGGCGCCCGCCGCGCGCCUGGAGGAGGCCGUGUGGCGCCCCUACUGAGUGAGGCCCGCGUCCUGGCCGCCCUGGCUGCCCUCCUCCUCCUCCCCCCGGGGGCCGUCCGCGGACCCGGGGGAGGGCCUGCCGUCCAGGCCCCCCUCGGCCUCCUGCACUUACCGAAGCCCGCGCAGUUCGCUCCCCGCCACCGGCCCGCGGCCCUCGGCAGACCUGGACGCGCCGACCCCGCGUGCCGGCGUCCACGUGCGUCCGCUGGAGCCAGCGAGGCUUUGCCGAGGGAAACUGUGAAUGCUUCCGUGUUAGCAAUGCUGUGAAUAAAAGAAAGGUUUUGUACCCUUGACUUCACUUUUUAACCAAGUUGUUUAUUCCAGAGAGUGGAAUUUUGAUGAUGGGGGGAGGGGGACACCGCGUCCUGUUUGGCGUUUAUUUCUCCCCCUGAUUUUCUUUACUUCCCCCCCCCUCCACACCCCGCACCUUAUAAAUGGCAAAAAAAAAAAAAAAAAUGCUUAUCGGCAUUGCGGUGGUUCUUAUUUUUAUAUCUAUCUAUAAAAAUCUGAGCAUCUUUCUUGCUUUGACACUUAAAUAGGAUUCCCAUUUCUGUACGGUUUAUUUAACUUUUCUUUUGGACUUCUGUGUAGGGUUUUUGUUUUUUGAGAGAGACAGCUACAGCUUUGGGUCAUUUUAACUACUGUAUUCCCACAAGGAAUCCCUAUUUAUGUAUCUUGAUAUUCAGACAUUUACUUAUAUGUUGAUACUUUUUUAAUUAUUUAAUUGUACUUAUAUUAAGAAGAGAAAUAUCAAGUACUACAUUUCUGUUUUUGUUUUUUAAUAGUAGCCAAAGUUAAACGUACUGAAAAAAGCUGAGGGGGAAAAAAAGGAUGGGUUAUGUGAUGGCUUGGUUAUCUAGAAAUAUUGUUUACAUUAAACUCCCUUUCAUGUUAAUCAAACAAGUUGGUAGCUAAUGCAGCAAUGUUUUCAAUAGGAUUUUUGAUACUGAGGGUCACUCCCACGAUCAGAAGUAUGGAGCUUAGCCAAGGAUGUCAUCUAGCUUCAAACAGAGAAGGUAGAAUCUGGUCUCAGAGGAUUCAGGAGGUGCCAAUGAUUAGACCUGCAGAGAGGAUUUAAUUUCUGCCUAGGGUAAGCUCACUCAAAGACCUUCUGAUCAUUUCAGACAUGCUCUGUAACAGAAGGCAUCCGAGGUAAGCUGUGUGGAGAAGCACUAUUUACAAAGAACCAAAUGAAUGAAUUUAGGAAUUUCCGAACUGCUUGAGUCUGGGGUAGCAAGAAAAUAUUUCUCUCUGAUACAGUACCAGUUCACUGAAGCAGAACAAAAGUUGUGGCUGUCCCACAAGAUGCUGAGAGAAGGGAUAGGACCAGGUGCCUUUGAGGAACAAUGGUCUCCAGUGGGUAGGCCAAAAGCAGGCCCAAAGGAACUAAUUUUCCUGGGCCUGCUCAGGGUAGUACAUGGCAGAACAUCCCAUCAGUACAGGACUCCCAUCCCAGUUGUUCCCCAACAUAUUUGUGUUGCUUCCACCAGGUUAAGACCCUAACCCAUGGGGGAGGUUAUGUGCACUUUUAUCUGUGCCCCAGCGUGACAGGAAAGAUUCACUGCUGCCCAUAGCUACAAUUCAGUUGUAUCUGGUGUCACUGUAAAGUUUGUGGCACUAUUUUUAUUAGAGGACUUGUCAGAAUGCAGGUGUUGUACAACUGGUAAAUAUUAACUGCUGAUUUUGACAUGUGUGCUCAAAAUGAUCUGGUUGUUUGUUUAAUGUACCUCUUAAAUUAGUUGAAAUGAUUUCAGGUCAACUCUGAAGAGUGUUUGAAAGCAGGACUUCAGAACAGUGUUUGAUUUUUAUUUUAUAAAUUUAAGCAUUCAAAUUAGAUCUUUGGCUGCAGGCAGCAAAACAGCUGGACUUAUUUAAAACAACUUAUUUUUGAGUUUAUAUAUAUAUAUGAUGAUGAUGAUUAUUUGUUUUACACAUGCAGUAGCACUUUGGUAAGAGUUAAAGAAUAAAGCAGCUUGUGGUUGACAGGUCAUUCUUAAUAGAGAAGAGCUAUAGCAGACCUUGGAGAAACUCUGAAUAAUACUCCUUUUUAUUUUAGAUAUUGCUCCCUUUACAACUCAAUUACAUAGGUUAUUUCAUAUUACAUUUUUGGAUCACAGUUUAGAAAGUUAAAUUUUCAGUUCUGAAAAAGGACUAUUAGCCCAUUUCUCCAAUAUUUCUUAAAUGUUCUUUUUGGCACAUGUUGUCAUAAUCUGACCUGAGAUAAUGCUGGGGAAAGAUGAAGGAAAAAAUUAUUUUUCACUUUAAUCCUGGUACCUGAAGAUACUCCAAUUCAAAUCUGACCUAGUGGUCUAAGAGGAGAAUCAGAUAAUCUCUCACGCUGAACCUUACUCUCAGCGCCAAGCAUGGAGUGGCGUGGUCACUUUGUUGUAGACUCGCUGGUUUGACCAUUCACAGCUUUAUAAACCCUUACCAGCCUAGAUAGUAUUUAAUCCUUUAAGAAAACAAAAAUCAAACCUUAGUUCUUUUGGAAAUAGAUCUCGCAGAAACACAUUUUUCUAUCUAAGGAAUUGCAUUCAUUUGCCUUUGGUUAAAUUAAAGUGUCUUCAGGUAAAUAACAGCAUCAGCAAGACCCUGCAGUUAGUCGUGUAAUAACUGUAUGUAUCUGGGAGCACUGUCCAGGAGAAGAGAGUGAAUAAACCCUUUCUACUGCUUAUUUAUGACCCCAUUUAAAAAAUUCAACAUUUCAGUUCUGUUUUUCUAUCUGGAAAUGUUUUCCUCCCUUCUCAAACCCUCCCUUUCCUCUUCCCCUCCGCCUCCAAACGCUAGUCUCCAUCCUACAUUCUCUCAGUCUCUGUAAAGAGGUGGUACACACCCAUCCUAUAACCAAGGUCCAGACCACAAGGAGAUCCAGCUCUCCUUUUGCAUAGAGAACAGUCUGAGUCAGCCUUUCUCCUGUUCAUGGGUUUCUUCCAGCAGAAUAGAGACCUUGCCAACCAUUUUGGAUCUGCUUGCUGUCCAAAUACAGCAACAGAAAUCUUCCUCCUUGGCAAAUCACAAUCAGUGAGUUAGCCUUUCUGCUGCCUAAGGUUUCUGUGCAGAUAAACAGAAGUGCUCUGAUUAGAAAGGAAAUGAAUGGUUACACUUAACUGUCCUACAAUUUAGGAUUGCAGAUUUCUUUCUUGAAAUACCUGUUUCCUUGGGACAUUCCAUCCUAGUGAUUUGGGGUUUUGAUGGUUUGGGAUUUGUUUGUUGUUUUGGUUUGGUUUUUUUGUUUUUUUGUUUCUUGUUUUUUUUUGCUGGGGGGGAAUGACAUGUUUGGGAUCUUUUGUACAUGAAAAAAAAUGGUUUGACAAUCUCAAGAAAACUUUCUUUUUUACAUCUGAACAAAAUAUCUUUCUGUUUACCCUACAGUAUACAAUUAUUUGGGAUUUUUUUCAUUGUUGUUGGUUGGUUGUUGGGAAUUUCUUCCCUCCCUUCAAGUUAGGUCAGUAUUGAUAAAGCUGAUCAUUUGGCUUUUAUUUCUCUCCUCCAGAAGGGUUGCAUCAACAAAGUUAAUUGUAUUUAUGUAUGUAAAUAGAUUUUAAGCUUCAUUAUAAAGUAUUGUUAAUGCCUGUAAUAACUUUUUUCAAUUUUUGUAUGUUUCUGAGGACUUUAUGUUUGCUAAAUACUGUAGAAAAAAGUGCUUCUUUCUACUUUAUUUUAGACUUUUAAACGAACUAUUUCUUUCUUACUGACUUUUGUAAACAGCUAAUAGCAUGGUUCCAAUUUUUUUUAAGUUCACUUUUUGUUCUAGGGGAAAUGAAUGUGCAAAAAAAAAAAAACCAAAAUGAACUGUUGGUUAUUUGUGUUAUUCUGGAUGUAUUAAAAAAAAAAUCAAAGGAAAAAAAAUAAACUUCCAAAUUGAAAUCACA
Molecule: messenger RNA, 5454 nt
Organism: Dipodomys spectabilis (banner-tailed kangaroo rat)
Lineage: Eukaryota; Metazoa; Chordata; Mammalia; Rodentia; Heteromyidae
Gene: Runx1
Product: RUNX family transcription factor 1
Exons: 8
Coding region: 174-1580 (468 amino acids)
Biological process (GO): hemopoiesis; regulation of transcription by RNA polymerase II; neuron differentiation
Cellular component (GO): nucleus
Molecular function (GO): DNA-binding transcription factor activity, RNA polymerase II-specific; ATP binding; RNA polymerase II cis-regulatory region sequence-specific DNA binding
Source: RefSeq, a predicted model, not a curated record